This is a messenger RNA of Microdochium trichocladiopsis, 1575 nucleotides long. Its product is annotated as major facilitator superfamily domain-containing protein. The record is from RefSeq and is a predicted model, not a curated record. Lineage: Eukaryota; Fungi; Ascomycota; Sordariomycetes; Xylariales; Microdochiaceae. Gene Ontology annotation, biological process: transmembrane transport. Bases 1 to 1575 code for a protein of 524 amino acids. The transcript has 4 exons. Gene Ontology annotation, molecular function: transmembrane transporter activity.
AUGGCUGAAGAAAAACACUCCCCAGAGCUCUCUGAACAGCGCGACCCAGCCACCAUGGAGGCCGCGGCCCACGUCUCUCUGUACGACAGCGACGAGGAUCUUCUCGGCCAGCAGAAUGUCGACAUUGUCCUCAACAAGAAGAUGCACCUUGUCAACAAUCUAACAACUGCCAUACCCAAGGCUAUCGACGAGAUCGGCUGGACGGGCUACCACUCGAAGCUCUUCGUCCUCAACGGGUUUGGCUAUGCAGUCGAUAGCCUGGUCCUGCUCCUCCAAGGUGUCAUCUCAACCCCGGCCUAUACUGAGUUCGGCGAGGUUGGCUACAGCGGUGGCCUUACCAUCGCGGUCUAUGUUGGCAUGCUGGUUGGUGCCAUCUUCUGGGGCUUCGGCGCCGACGUAAUAGGUCGCCGCACCGCCUUCAAUGUCUCCCUCUUCAUCUGCUCCGUCGCAACCAUUGUCUGUGGCGCGGCGCCCAACUGGCCCGUCCUCGGCUUCUUUAUCGCAGUCCUUGGCUUUGGUGCCGGCGGUAACCUUGUCCUUGACACGGCCGUUUUCCUCGAGUACCUGCCUGGCAACAAGCAAUGGCUUCUCACAGGGCUCGCGGCAUGGUGGGGAAUCGGACAAACCGUCACCGGCAGCAUCGCUUGGGGGUUUCUAGUCCCCGAGCGCUACAACUGCAAAACCGUUGCGACGUGCACCUACGACAAUAACAUGGGCUGGAGAUAUGUCAUGUACACUGCCGGCGCGCUGGUCCUUGCCAUGUCGCUCGCUCGCAUCACGGUUGUCCGUCUCAAGGAGACUCCCAAGUAUCUGCUAGGCAUGAGAGAGGAGGCAGCGCUUGUCGAGAAUCUCCAGGCGCUCGCCGCGAAGUACAAUCGGCCCUGCUCCCUGACUCUGGAGCAGCUUGAGGCCUGCGGCACGAUCCGCUCAUCGGGCAAGGCCAAACGCUUCUCUUUUAGAGAGACGAGCCAGCACAUCUCUGGCCUCUUUGCAACCAAGAAGCUGGCGCUGUCCACAAGCAUGGUCUGGAUGUCGUGGACCCUCAUCGGCCUCGUAUAUCCGCUCUUCUACGUUUUCCUCAACAAAUAUCUGGCGAGCCGCGGCGUUGGCGCCGCCAACCAGUUCAACGUCUGGCGCGACUACACUCUGACCAACAUCUCUGGCAUUUUCGGCCCCAUCCUCGCUGGAUAUAUGUGCAACCUUCGCGUCCUCGGUCGCAGAUAUACCAUGCUUAUCGGGGCGAUCCUCACCAUGGUCUUCUUCUUCGCCUACACUACGGUGUCUACGCCGGACCAGAACGUGGCCUUCAGUUGUACCAUUGGCUUUUGCCUCAACAUUUACUAUGGCACCUUGUACGCAUACACUCCUGAGGUCCUGCCAAGUGCCCACCGCGGCACGGGCAAUGGCAUCGCCGUCGCCUGCAACCGCAUCAUGGGUAUCAUCUCGGCCGUUGUCGGCACCACCGCGGAUACCUCGACGUCGGUGCCAAUCUACAUCUGUGCAGCCUUGUUCGGUGCCAUGGGUGUGGUUGCUGCCUUGUUCCCAUUCGAGCCGUAUGGCAAGAGGAGUUCUUGA